This is a messenger RNA of Medicago truncatula (barrel medic), 3513 nucleotides long. RefSeq lists its product as uncharacterized. NCBI's taxonomy places the organism in Eukaryota, Viridiplantae, Streptophyta, Magnoliopsida, Fabales, Fabaceae. Gene Ontology annotation, molecular function: zinc ion binding. The coding region runs from base 16 to 3165 and encodes 1049 amino acids. The record is from RefSeq and is a predicted model, not a curated record. The transcript is spliced from 4 exons.
UUUGCAUGUGGUAGUAUGGCAAUUACUGUAGGGUUUCAUCAUGGGGGGUCUUUUGUAAAGGACUGGAUUAUCUAUUACAAUGGUGGUCAAGAGUCAGUAGUAGAGUUUGAAGAUGAUAAAUGGUGUUAUUUUGAAGCUUAUAGAUUAGUGAAAGACUUAGUCAAAGCGUUUAAGUAUGGAGAUAAAUUUAGGAUGUGGUGGCAGAUUGAAGAAGAAGUAGGUUUUAGAGUGGUUAGGGUGGAUGAGGAUGCUACUAAUAUAAAGGAAUAUGCAACUAGAAAAAAAUGCAAGGUUAACAUAUAUGUUGAGCAUGAUGUGGCUGAUGUGGAUGGUUUGGUUAGUCUGCCUAAUUUUGUUGAUGCAGAUGAAUUGGUUAAAGAUAUAGGUAAUGAAAUAGUUGUUGCAGAGGACCUGGCUAAGGAUAAUGGGAAGUGGAAGGGGAAGGAAAAGGUUGUUGAGUGGGAAGAUGAUGGAAUGGAAUCUGUUAAUGGAGGGUCAAGUAGUGAUGAUGAUGUUAGGGGUAUAAUUUUAGAUGAUAGUGAAGAAGAAAGAGGGCUAGGAAAGGAUGAUGGUUUUAACUUUAAGUUUUCCCCACCUAUGAAUGGUACAAAUAGAGUGAUAAUUGAAGGUAAUGGGUAUAGAGUGAAAAAGAGAGCAUGUAAAAGCCCAACCAAAAAGAAGACCCCAUCCAAAAAGAAGGCCCCAAACAAAAAGAAGAGUCCAACCAAAAAUGAUGCAAGAACCAGGGCUGAUGGUGCAAUGUUGUUGUUAGAUGAUGUUCAGAUUGUGGCUGAUUAUGUAAGUGAUGAGUUGGGUAGUAGUGACCCUGAUGAUUUUGACACUGAAAAAGCUCCAGAGUAUGAGAGGUUUAGAAUGGAACAUACGCAUAAAAAAUUUAAGUUCAAGAUAGGCAUGGAGUUCAGUUCUUUAGAGGAGUUCAAAGAUGCUAUAAGAGAGUGGACAGUUAUCAAUGGGUAUGAGUGUAAGUUUUUGAAAAACGACAAGAAAAGAUGUAGGGUGGUUUGUAAGUCAAACACAUACUGUGAGUGGAUGGCUUUAUGUAGCCAAGUGGGUGAGCAGCACACCUAUAGGAUUAAAACAUUGGGUGGGGACCACACAUGUGCAAGGACAGGUGAAAAUAGAUCUGCUACAUCCAAGUGGGUUACAAAAGCUAUUGUACCUAAAAUGAUGUGCACUGAGAGUAUGAGAGUCACAGACAUCAUAACAGAUAUGAGGACGAAUCAUGGUGUUGGUAUCACCUUUUGGAGGGGUUGGAAGGCAAAGGUGCAAGCAAGAAACAUCAUUGAUGGAGAUUCAGCAAAACAAUAUUCAAACUUAUGGAGAUAUGCAGCUGAAAUUAAGAGGGCCUCUGAUGCUAACUCAGUGAAAAUUAAUGUUGUUAGAUCUAUACCAACCCUCCAACCCAGAUUUGGAUCUUUUUAUUUUUGCUUUGAAGGUUGUAAACAAGGGUUCUUGAAUGGUUGUAGACCCUUCAUAGGUGUAGAUGGAUGUCAUUUGAAAACACAAUAUGGCGGGCAACUUCUGAUAGCUGUGGGAAGAGAUGCUAAUGACCAAUAUUAUCCUCUUGCUUUUGGAAUUGUUGAAGUUGAGAAUACUGAAUCAUGGAGGUGGUUUUUAACUCUUUUACUAGAGGAUAUUGGAACUGAGAAGAGAUGGGUAUUUAUAUCUGAUCAACAAAAGGGACUUAUGUCUGUCUUUGAUGAGAUGUUUGAGGUUGUUGAACAUAGACUUUGUCUCAGGCACUUGUAUGCAAAUUUUAAGAAAAAAUUUGGAGGAGGGUCAGCAAUUAGAGACUUGAUGAUGGGGGCAUCCAAGGCAACUUAUUACCAAGCUUGGGAAAAAAAGAUGCAACAGUUGAAGGCAAUCGAUGUACCAGCAUGGGAGUGGCUUAUGCUUGUGCCUACCAAGCUUUGGUGUAAGCAUGCCUUCUCUUUCUAUUCUAAGUGUGAUGUUUUAAUGAACAACUUCUCUGAAGCUUUUAACUCAACAAUAUUGUGUGCAAGAGAUAAGCCUCCAAUUACCAUGUGUGAGUUUAUUAGGACAUAUUUGAUGAAUAGGAUUGCAACUAUUAGGUAUAAACUAACUUCAUGGCAACAAAAGGUAAUGCCAAUGCCUAAGAAAAGAUUAGAUGUUGAGAUUGAAAAUAGUAGAAGUUGGAUUCCUAUUUGGAGGAUGGAUGAUGAGUUUGAAGUUAGUAAGCUUUAUGAAGGUUUUAAGUACAUAGUUGAUAUUGGAAAGAGAAUAUGUACUUGUAACUUUUGGCAAUUAGUGGGUAUUCCCUGUAGGCAUGCAAUUGCUGCAAUGGGUAAAAGGUCUCAAAAACCCGAGGAUUAUGUGGAUGACUGUUAUUCAAGAGCAACUUAUGAAAAAUGUUAUAGCUAUAGUGUAAGUGCCAUUAAUGGAGAAGACAUGUGGCCAGUUGUUGAUGUGGAAGAAAUGUUGCCACCAACUUAUAAGAGGGGUCCAGGAAGACCAAAAAAAUUGAGAAGAAGGGAAGCUGAUGAAGAGACAGCUGGUAAAUAUAAGAGGCAGUGUACUAGAUACAGAUGCACCAAGUGUCGUGAGGCUGGACAUAAUCACAGAUCAUGCAAAAGUACUCAGGUUAACCCAAUUGCACAAAAGCGGAAGAGGAAACCACCAAGGUCUGUGCCAGAUGCACAAAAUGCACCUUCUGAGAAUGUCCAAGAUGUGCAGGAUGCACAAAAUGAAAAUGCACAAGAUGCACAAAAUGAAACUGCACCUUCUGGUAAGGCACUUGUUGCUAAAAAUGCUGCUAAAAACGUGUCUGGUAGAGUUGUGGCUGCUACUAAGGGGUCUGCUAAAGUUAUGUCUUCUAAAUACAAGCAUGUUAAGCCUGCUGCUACUAAGGGUGCAGCUGUUACUAGGCCUGUAGUUGUUAAUAAGCCCGCUGCUAAACCUGCUCAUAAAGCUUCUCAUAAACAUGUUGCUGUCAUUAAGCCUGGCUACAAGUUUAAGUCUACUACUGAUAUUUCUUCUACUUCUACUUCUAUGUUUGUUACAAGUGCUAAUGCUGCUACUUCUAUGUUUGUUAACCCUCAUUUCAAGGUUCCAGCAAAGAAAAAAUCUGAAAUCAUAUAUGAUGUUACUCAGCUUAAAAACAAGGCAAAGACCACCAUGUCAUGAAAAGGGAGAACUUGUGAUGGAUCAAGAACAAAUUCAAGCUCAAAGGUGCCAAUUUACAACCUUAACAACCUUAGAAGGAGUGGAAGAACCUGCUACUUUGGUCCACAACCCAAAUUAGGUGCACUAGGGACUCUAGAGACCAACCCAAUUGGAAUAGAUGAGGGAGAUGGAGUGCUAAGUCAGGAGAACCAUCCAUGAAGAACCUGCUACUUUAUUUACAUAUUUUCAUCUUAAUGUAAUGGCUGAAACAAUGCCUUUUAUUUUGAUGUUAUGGCUUAAACAUUGUCUGCUAUUUUGAUGUUAUGGCUUAAAACAUUGCCUUUAAGUUAAUGCUACAAUGUGUUGGCU